ACCACUAUGGUUGAUGGAACUUCUUAUAUGUUUGUCACAGGACCAGAUGUUGUAAAAACGGUGACUCAUGAAGAAGUCAGUGCGGAAGAACUUGGAGGCGCAAGAGUCCAUAAUGAAAAAUCAGGCGUUGCAGAUUAUCGCUUUGAUAAUGAUAUAGAUGCUCUGAAUUGCGUACGUAAUCUCAUAUCGUAUCUUCCAGGCUCCAAUCGAGAGAAGGCGCUGAUUCAAGAGAGCAAAGAUGAUGAAAAUCGCUUGUGCCCUUUAGAUCAUUGGAUUCCUUCAGAUUCAGCACAGCCUUAUGACAUGAAAGAAAUCUUGCGGACUGUUGUUGAUGAAAAUCACUUUUUAGAAAUUAAACCUGACUAUGCACAAAAUAUUAUUAUAGGCUUUGCGCGAUUUGGAGGGCAAAGCGUUGGAAUUGUCGCGAAUCAGCCUGCUCAUUUAGCAGGCUGUUUAGACGUCCAAGCUUCCACGAAAGCCGCAAGAUUUGUUCGUUUUUGUGAUGCGUUUCACCUUCCUGUCGUGACCUUUGUUGAUGUACCAGGUUUUUUACCUGGAGUUAAUCAAGAACAUGGGGGCAUCAUUCGUCAUGGAGCUAAGUUGUUAUUUGCGUAUGCAGAGGCAACAGUUCCAAAAGUCACAAUUAUUACCCGUAAAGCGUACGGAGGGGCUUACGAUGUUAUGAGUUCUAAACAUUUACGGGGAGACUUUAAUUUGGCUUGGCCAAGUGCAGAAAUUGCUGUUAUGGGCCCUAAAGGGGCUGUUGAAAUUAUCUUUCGAAAAGAGGAUACAAAUGCAGAAUCGCUUUUAGAAAAAGAGAAAGAAUAUAAAGAAACGUUUGCAAAUCCUUAUAUGGCAGCAUCGCGCGGUUUUGUGGAUCAAGUCAUAGAACCGCAUCAGACGCGACGGUCUAUUUGCCAGGCUUUAAAGCGACUUCGUUCAAAGGUUCUUGAAAAUCCUUGGAAAAAACACGACAAUAUACCUCUGUAA
Messenger RNA from Stylophora pistillata, 990 nucleotides. Its product is annotated as propionyl-CoA carboxylase beta chain-like. The record is from RefSeq and is a predicted model, not a curated record. Lineage: Eukaryota; Metazoa; Cnidaria; Anthozoa; Scleractinia; Pocilloporidae.